CGAUCAGUUUUGCUGUCAGUGCAUUGUCAGUGAAUUUGUAAUACUUUCGUUAGCCUGCCACGCUCACGCUCUAUAUAUAUUCAUCUUGUUGUGCGGACAAGUCGAGCUUCAUCAAGCACAUUGACACCAAUCUUUCUUCAUAAACCUUCCCCUUUCAACAUCGGUUUGAAAGUCUUCCUAGGACUACCUGUCAUAGCACUUUCCAUCGUAACACUUUCAUCCUAGCACCACCUAUCCUACCCAUUCUGGUAUUACCCAUCGUAACACUACCUAUCCUAUCUAUCUUAGCACUGCCUAUCCUAGCACUGCCUAUCCUGCCUAUCCCGGUAUCACCUAUCCCACUCACCCUAGCACUGUCUGUCCGACUCCAGCAUCCUAGCAACAACUACUCCUCGACACUCUGAAGUACGAUGGCCCCUCUCACAAUUGCCGAAUCUUUCGACCACAAGCUGCCCGAUCUAGCUCUUGGACCUCAUGAUAAUCCCAGAUGUGGCGACAGUGGCAACACUACGAAGAAUACCAUACCCCCUAAGAUAUGGGUUACUGUACCAGCAGACAGUUGGUCCGAUGCUACCAACGAGCCUUUAGGUCGCCACCGCUCAGCUCUGAUUACUUCUCAGGUGGCCGCGACAGAGGUUCCAUUCGAAAUGCCCGUCGAAGCGGAUGUGUCACGUGCGACUGUUCUGUACCUCACUCAUCCCAUCAACAAAGCCUUGGAAAACAUCUUUGGUGGCAAAGUUCGCUUCGCCGCGGAAUUGAGCAAUACAGUAGGGAGUGCAACACUUCGAAUGGACUUGACCUGGUUUUACUACCCCAUACCUGGUGUAAAGAAGGUCAUUGCAAUUCUGGAGCUUAAAAAACGAGGCAUGUUGGUGUACGAGCACUGGUCCGAUGCAUAUGCUACUUCAAAGACCAUGGACAAGAAACUUAACGAGGAUAAAGAUACCUUCUUCGUCGAUAAUGCCGAAAAGAUGAUGAAACAGAUAUCUGCAUAUGUGCUAAGACAUAAAACGAAAUAUGCGGCACUAUUCGACUGGGAAACCCUGUUUCUCGGCUACUUUGCGGAAGCUGACUUCAAUCGUGAAAACAUAGGCGAUUGGGUUGCUGGGACAUAUAUUGGGGGAGAUUCUUCGGCACGGCCCUUCAGGAAAGUCGUCCUUGGAUGGCUUUUGUGCGCUUGCGCGGCCGCUGGACUCGGUGGAUCCGACAACACUUUGUCAAACGCACGCAACAGUCCGCAAGUGAUCAUCUCAGGGACAUCAAAGAGGUAAUGGAAAAUAAUCUCGAAACAUGUCCAGAUGAGGCCGAACUUCUGCUCCUAUCAACCAAGAAGAAGUGGUGGCAAUGAUAUCAGAGGUAGUGUGAACCUGGAAAGAGAGACAUAUUGGCAAUUUGUAGCGCAUUACAAUAGCAACCAUGGAAUUCAUCAGAAGUAUCUGGCUAGUAUGUGUCGUUGUUUAAAUUCGUGCCAGAUGAUUAGGCAAUAAUGUCACCAUGUUAUGCCUUU
Pseudovirgaria hyperparasitica is the source of this 1507-nucleotide messenger RNA. RefSeq lists its product as uncharacterized. NCBI's taxonomy places the organism in Eukaryota, Fungi, Ascomycota, Dothideomycetes, Acrospermales, Acrospermaceae. The record is from RefSeq and is a predicted model, not a curated record. The transcript has a single exon. The coding region runs from base 411 to 1271 and encodes 286 amino acids.